Sinocyclocheilus grahami is the source of this 934-nucleotide messenger RNA. RefSeq names its product stonustoxin subunit beta-like. The record is from RefSeq and is a predicted model, not a curated record. The transcript is spliced from 4 exons. Gene Ontology annotation, molecular function: protein binding. NCBI's taxonomy places the organism in Eukaryota, Metazoa, Chordata, Actinopteri, Cypriniformes, Cyprinidae. The annotation marks the transcript as partial.
UCUUUCUGGUUGUAAUCUCAAUGAUGGAUCCUGUAAAGUCAUCGCUUCAGCUCUUCAAUCCCCAAAGUCUCUUCUGAGAGAGCUGGAUGUGAGUAACAAUGAUCUGCAGGAUUCAGGAGUGAAGCUGAUCUCUGAUGCGCUCAAGAACCCAAACUGUCAACUAGAGAUACUGAGGUUAUCAGGCUGUAUGGUGACAGAUGAGGGAUGUUGUUAUUUGGCUUCAGCUAUGAGUUCAAACCCGUCACACCUUAGAGAGCUGGACCUGAGCUACAAUCACCAAGAACACUCGGCAUUUCAGCUGCGCUCUUAUCAAAAUGAUCCAGACUAUGCACUGAAGAUACUCAAUAUUGACCAUGGAGGACAUUACAGGAUCACACCAGGACUACGAAAAUGGUUCUGUGAUCUCACACUGGAUCCAAAGACCGCAAACGGUCUUCUCAUUCUAUCUGAGAAGAACAGGAAGAUCACAUGUGUGGAAGAACAGCAGUCCUACCUGGAUCAUCCAGACAGAUUUGAUGACUGUGAACAGGUUUUGUGUAGAGAGAGUCUGACUGGACACUGUUACUGGGAGGUCGACUGGAGCGGAUAUGCUUACAUAUCUGUGUCAUAUAAAGGAAUCAGCAGGAAAGGAGGAGAUGACUGUAGAUUUGGAUGGAAUGAAAAGUCCUGGAGUCUCUUCUGUAGUGUUGAUAGGUUCAGUGCCUGGCACAAUAACAGAAAUAUGAACAUGCCUGUUCCUUCACCCCCCUCCUCAAAAAUAGGAGUAUAUCUGGACUGGAUGGCCGGCACUCUGUCCUUCUACAGCGUCUCUAACACACACACACUCACACACUUACACACAUUCAACACAACAUUCAAAGAGCCUCUUUAUGCCGGAUUUAAUGUGUAUUCCUCAUCGUCCAAGUUGUCUUUGUGUAGGGUUGACCAAUGUUAG